AAAUUUUCAAAGCAUCACGGAGUAAUUAUGGCGUCUUAACCAUUUACAGAUGUUCCAUCAAACAAAAAGACCAGCAAGCAGUUAAAAAAAAAAAGAGAAAGAAAAAAGGAAAAAUGAGCGGUGAAAGAAAACAAGAAUCAAAAGACGACGACGAAUAUAAACCCAUCGGCACAAAACAACAGAAAAGACUCAGCCCCAUGGCAGAAAACACCAAUAAUGGAGGAUCAUCGCCGCCGUCGCCGGUGACAAAAAUCCCUCAAGACCAGCUCUUUUCGAUCCUGCUCCUGUUGCCGGUCGAAUCGAUCCUAUGUUUCUCCAUGACCUGCAAAAAGUUCAAGACUUUGGCCUAUUCCGAUUCCCUCUGGGAAUCCAUCUGCCGGAGGGACUGGGGGCAAACGCCUGUCAACGCCCUGAAUAGGGGUUCCGAUCGCCUGCAGCGGCAUCCAUGGAGGGAGUUGUACCGGCGGGUUUAUGGGUUGGACUCCGUGAGCUGCCGCAGGCUGAGGAGCGGCCCAGAUGGCGAUGGGAUUUUGCCGACGCCCAGAGCUUCUCAUUCGCUGAAUUUAGUUUCUGGGUGUUUGGUUCUCUUUGGUGGGGGGUGUGAAGGAGGCAGACACCUCGACGACACAUGGGUCGCAAACUUGAGCGAAAACCCAACCCUACCCCUCAGAUGGCACAAGACCGAUUCAGGCAGCCCGGGCGGCCGGUUCGGCCACUCGUGCGUCUCGGUCCGCGGCUCCCUCGUCCUCUUCGGCGGCAUCAACGACCUCGGCACACGCCACAACGACACCUGGAUCGGCCGCCUCGUGGGCCCGUCGGCCCACCUCUCCUGGCAGCCCCUCGACUCCGGCCCCAUCUCCCCACCUCCCCGUGGGGCCCACGCAGCCUGCUGCAUCGACAAUAAGUACGUGCUCGUCCACGGAGGCAUCGGCCCAUCUGGAACUCGGCUUGGCGACACGUGGAUCCUCGACCCGGAUUCGAAAACUUGGAGGCAAAUCACGGCCCGGCCCAGCCCGCCUUCGAGAUCGGGCCACACGCUGACCCAUGUGGGCCAAUCCGCCGGGACUGUACUGUUCGGAGGAAGGGGAACGGGGCUCGAGGUCUUGGGGGACGUUUGGCUGCUGAACUCGCGAUGGGAGUGGAGACAGCUGGCGUUCGAGCCGCGGAGCGUGCCUCGUGGGCUCUCUCUGCCUCGGGUGGGCCACUCGGCUAGCCUCAUCGUGGGCCAGAGGCUGCUUAUCUACGGUGGGGAGGACUCGUAUAGGAACCGGAAGGACGACUUUUGGGUGUUGGAUGUGGGCUCGUCUUCUAGGAGGCUGUGGAGGAGAGUCGAGUCCAGAGGGGAGAGGCCUGAUUGCAGGUCGUUUCAUGGGGCGUGUGUGGAUGAGACGGGUCGGUUUUUGUACGUGUAUGGAGGGAUGGUUGACGGGUUGGUCCGGCCUGCCGACCCGUCUGGGCUGAGGUUUGAUGGGGAGAGUUUCUUGGUGGAGCUUGUGUUGUAGACAUAGGCUUUUAAGUGGGGAGUGGAAUUGUGUCAAAUUAUCUGGGGUUGCUUGGUGUUUUGUAAAUAUGGUUUGCUUUCUUAUGGGGAGCAUUAGUUUGGGUUAGUUGUAGGGUUGUGUAUCUAAAUGUUGUAGGUAUUGGUAAAAAUUAUGGGUGAGUGGUUUUUAUCCUUUGUGGUUGAUUGUUAAAGAUGGAGAUGUUGAUAAAUGAGCUUCUUUUUUUAACUUCUUAUAUGGAACUGAUAGUGGUGGCCAUCAUCUGUGUAUUGUUUUUAGGAUUUCAUUUCACUCUGUGUAUAUAUGUUCCUUUCAAGUUUCUCAGUUAAUAA
Molecule: messenger RNA, 1831 nt
Organism: Striga asiatica
Lineage: Eukaryota; Viridiplantae; Streptophyta; Magnoliopsida; Lamiales; Orobanchaceae
Source: the annotation of a GenBank genome assembly